This is a messenger RNA of Megalobrama amblycephala (Wuchang bream), 2867 nucleotides long. RefSeq names its product protein kinase C and casein kinase substrate in neurons 3 (gene pacsin3). Gene Ontology annotation, biological process: cytoskeleton organization; plasma membrane tubulation; regulation of endocytosis. Bases 515 to 1870 code for a protein of 451 amino acids. Gene Ontology annotation, cellular component: cytoplasm; endosome; plasma membrane. Lineage: Eukaryota; Metazoa; Chordata; Actinopteri; Cypriniformes; Xenocyprididae. The transcript is spliced from 12 exons. Gene Ontology annotation, molecular function: protein binding; phospholipid binding. The record is from RefSeq and is a predicted model, not a curated record.
AUGGGCAUAAUGCGGAGCCCCAGCAUCUAAUUUCAUCCGUGAAGACUCCUCAUACACGCCUGCUUCUGCUGCUGCUGCUGGAAUAAACGUUAAGAGUUAAUGUUGACGAUGGGCCUGUUUUCUAAAAACAACCUGUUGGAAGUGUUUCUCCAUGAUCCUGCCUCCUGGUAAAUGUUUAUGGGAGAUAUUAUUUCGCCGCUCGGUUGCCAUGGCAGAAAGGGAAGGUGUCUGAGCGGUGUCAACUUUAUUCACAUGGCGCUUUUCUCGCUCUGAACGCAGUCUGCAUCUAAAUGUGCUGGAGAUAAACAGCUUCACAUCGCAUUGAGGAACUCCGGGAGAGUUUGACGACGUGGGACAUCGAGUGCAUAACUGUUUUCGCCUGGAUAAGGUCAAAACAACGAGGCCAACGAAGAGGCCGUGUCUUUGGGCAAAGAACCACUAAUUUCUAACAUUCUCCUUUGCUUUUGUUUGACUGACAGCCGCCAUCAUUCCGUGCUGCAAGGGAGACCCCAAAAUGUCUUCCAACGGCGAUCUGCAAGACGUUGGGAGCUGGGACAGCUUCUGGGAGCCUGGGAACUACAAGAGGACGGUUAAGCGCAUUGACGAUGGCUACAAGCUAUGCAACGAGCUGGUCAGCUGCUUCCAGGAGCGGGCCAAGAUUGAGAAGGGCUAUUCCCAGCAGCUGAGUGAUUGGGCCAGGAAAUGGAGGGGUGUUGUGGAGAAAGGCUCACAGUAUGGGACUCUGGAAAAGGCCUGGCAUGCUUUCAUGAAUGCGGCAGACAGACUGAGUGAGAUCCAUAUGGAACUAAAAGAGAAACUGGUUGUUGAGGACAGUGAAAAGAUUAGAAACUGGCAGAAGGAUGCCUUUCACAAGCAAAUGAUUGGUGGAUUCCGUGAGACCAAAGACGCAGAUGAAGGCUUCCGCAAGGCCCAGAAACCCUGGGUCCGAAAACUGAAGGAUGUGGAGUCUACCAAAAAAAGUUAUCACCAAGCCCGGAAGGAAGAGCGUACGGCAUUGACCCGUGAAAAUCAUGCCAAGGCCGACCCCACCAAAUCCCAAGAGGAGGUCCGCAAGUUCACAGAUCGCCUGGAGAAAUGCACCCAGGAGGCAGAGAAGGCUAAGGAGCGUUAUGAGAGAGCCCUGGACGAGCUGAAUCGCUGUAACCCACGUUACAUGGAGGACAUGGAGCAAGUGUUUGAAAUCACCCAGGAGGCAGAAAAGAAGAGGUUGCGCUUUUUUAAAGAAGUUCUUCAGGACAUACACCAGCACAUGGACCUCUCCAGCAAUGAUGGAUUCCGAGCCCUGUUCCGAGACCUCGGCCAGACCAUCAACGUAGCCAAUGACACGGAGGACCUCAGGUGGUGGAGGAACACCCAUGGGCCCGGCAUGAGCAUGAACUGGCCGCAGUUUGAGGAGUGGUCACCAGAAGCGCACCGAUCCAUCAGUCGAAAGGAAAGAAACAGUCGUUCUGAUGACGUGGUCACUCUGACUAACAUUGUCUCGGCAGGAGACGAACCCCCGCGGACCCCACAGGAAACUACAAGGUGGCAUGAGGUGGAUGGCUAUUACGAGAACCUAAGUGGCUAUUCACCGGCGGGUAAAGACUACUCCUCGGACUGGUCUGAUGACGAGAGCCCCAAGAAAUACAUCGCAGCCAACGGGGUGGACGAGGAGGAGAAGGUAGUCGGGGUUCGCGUUAGAGCGCUGUAUGAUUACACAGGGCAGGAGGCUGAUGAGCUGAGCUUUAAAGCAGGUGAAGAGUUAAUGAAGCUGGGUGAGGAGGACGAGCAGGGCUGGUGUAAAGGACAGCUGACCAGCGGAGAGAUGGGCCUCUACCCUGCUAACUACGUCCAAGUCAUCGCAUCCUGAGAACCCGCUCUGCCCCGGGCGAGACCCCCACCCUGUUUGUGGCAGCCGUAAGGUCGCAUCACAUCGAACCACGGAAAUUGCCACGCAACCAGACGAUGGAUAGAAUGCCACGAUACGCGAGAAGAUUAGUGAGGAGCGCACAGUGUUUUAUUUUGGAUUUUUGCUGACAUGCUAGAGGACUUUAAGAAUAGUUAGUCCCCCUUUGUUCUCGGGCUUAAUGAAAGAUCAGUGCCUUUAUUGUAAAAUGCCAGAGACAUUCACAGCACUGCUAUUAAUGCAGCACACGGAUGAAUGGACACAUUUAAUGUCUGGACAAAAAUCUGCCACCAUUUUGUUCACGUGUGAAUCGCCACCGUCGGGGGUGUUUUGGAAGAUCAGUGACCGUCAUCAUCAUCGCAGUCCUCUUAUUAUUUUAGCAUUUCACAUUUCAGAUAUGUAUCAGAAUCAUUUCAAGUAUUUGAUCAAAUCUACGCCGACGUUCUUUAUGUUCAGGUUUUGCGAAUCUUUCAUGAGAAGCGUGUUAGUGUGUUGAUAUACUUUGUAUAAUAUGUUAGAUUGUUAUAGUGAACAUUUUUUUUUUCCUGUAGUUCAGAAGUGAAGGAUUCUUCAUUGCAUAUUUACGUUUUCACAAAGAUAUAUGGAUUUAUAAUAUACAAAGUAUCACUGGGCAGAUGCUCUUAGCUGCCCUUUUGGAGUCUUGAGAUUCUAAAAUCUAGUCAGUGGGAUCGUUUAACUUUUUUUAAUGCUUCUUUUUGUUUUUAUUUGGAGCGCAAGAAUGUUUCUGUUGUUAAAUGAUAUAAAGUGUGAGAGAGGGCAAAACCUCCAGGCUUCUUGUGGUCUUGUCCAGGUGCGUGUGAGCGGUCAUGAGAAAUAUUCCCAUUUCCACACGCUCUGCCUCCAAUGUGCCCCACUGUGAACAUGGUUUUACAUGAAUCUACUGUAACCGCCAAUACUAAUCAAUGUAAAAAAUACCAAAUAAACGUGAAAGAGAUUCUUA